Molecule: messenger RNA, 2887 nt
Organism: Papilio xuthus (Asian swallowtail)
Lineage: Eukaryota; Metazoa; Arthropoda; Insecta; Lepidoptera; Papilionidae
Product: glutamate receptor ionotropic, kainate 2
Exons: 16
Coding region: 40-2763 (907 amino acids)
Biological process (GO): monoatomic ion transport
Cellular component (GO): membrane
Molecular function (GO): ligand-gated monoatomic ion channel activity; signaling receptor activity
Source: RefSeq, a predicted model, not a curated record
GCUUCAUGCUCGUCUGCAAACUAUUUUAAAAGUUAAAAUAUGUCUUCCAUAAGUUCAUUAUUAUUAUUGUUUAUUACUUGUCUUUGUGUAAAAGUUGAUACAUUCUCUCGAUUUCCCGUAGGGGCAUUAUUUAAUCAUGAAACAAAUUCAAGAUCGGAAGAAGUGUUUAGAGUACUAUCAAGUUUGGACACUUCAAAACCUUUUCAAGGUCGUAUUUUACAUCCAAAUGUCAUCAACUCUUUGUCUGUAUCACAAGAACUAUGCUCCGAUACUUCGGAAAAUAAAGGUAUUGUGGCAUUAAUCGAUGUGCGACCAACGAAUGGUAUUUGUGAUAUCACUUGUUUGCUGUGUAAUAAACUGCAUAUUUCCCAUCUUUCUGUUGCUUGGGAAAUACCAGAUACCUCGGAUCAAGAUGAGUUUUCAUUUUUCUACCAUCCGCCAUCAGAGCUUAUAUCAAAAGCGUACGCCACACUUAUCAAAGAGUUAGAGUGGGACAGAUUUACGUUCUUCUAUGAGGACGAUGGCAGUUUUGUACGACUUCAAGAAGUAAUAAAUUCUUGGCCAUACAACAAUGAAAGGAUACAAUUUGAAAAAUUAGAACCCGAUGGCGACAAUCGGAAGACGUUCAAAAAUGUAUUUGGGGUACUACGAAUUAGUUACCAUUUAAUAGAUUGUGACGUCAACAACAUACAGAAAUAUAUGAAGGAAAUUGUUUCUGUUAAUAAUUCAACACAAUAUCAGAGUUUUAUUUUAACAGCUCUCGAUUCGUACUUGAUAAAACUAGACGAUAUCUCACAACUUCGUGCAAACGUAUCUACUCUACAUUUAACAAAAUCAAAUGAACCCAUUUGGAGAGAUUUCGGUAUAGACACUGCUGAAAUGCCUGUUCUGAUAGAGACAGCGCUAACGGCAGAUGCAUUGAAUCAUUUUGAAAAAGCUAUUCGUACUAUGAGACAGGAGAAUAUGAUGGAAUACGUUGAUCCACCAGAAAUAUGUUUUGCUGAGAACAAAGCUGCUUAUAAAGAAAAAGCGUGGAUACACGGGGAAGCCUUAAAGGAGGUCUUAUUACAGACUACAUUCAGAGGUACAACUGGAAACAUAACUUUUGAUGAGAAUGGAAAAAGAACUAAUUUUACGCUAUAUUAUUCCAAAUUAGAUAAAGAAAGUCAAUUUGUUCACGUCGGUACGUGGGAUUCAAAAACAGAUAGCUUCCUAACCAUAAACAAUGCGGUUACAGAUAGAUCUAAAGCUAUCACUUCGGAUUCUGUUGUUAGGGUUGCCAUGAAAGUAGGUAUGCCUUAUUUCGAUGUAGAAGAAGCAAAUGGAACAAUCAUCCAAAAGGGAUACGCAGUGGAUCUUAUUGAUGCUAUUUUCAAACAUAUAAGACAACAAAAGGGAUAUGGUGAUAUUAAACAUGAAAUAUAUAAAACGAAUGCGAAUAGUGCUGGAAAUCCAAUAGCCGGUACAAAAAAGUGGGAUGGAUUAAUAGGAGAAGUUUUAGAAUUAAAUGCAGAAAUGGCGAUAAGUGAUAUAACCAUAACAUCUGAACGUAGUGCCGUAGUGGAGUUUUCAAUGCCUUUUAUGUCUUUGGGUAUUAGUAUGCUGGUGAGAGAACGUGAUCCCCAGCAACCUGAUAUGUUUUCUUUUAUCAAGCCUUUAGCUCUGGACGUUUGGUUAUAUUUAGCUACUGCUUACAUUAUUGUAUCAUUUGUCCUAUUAAUUUGUGCUAGAAUGAGUCAAGGAGACUGGGUUAAUCCUCAUCCUUGUAACCAACAUCCUGAAAAUCUACAAAAUAUUUGGAGUUUAUACAACUGCAUGUGGCUUACAGUCGGCGCUAUAAUGACACAAGGAUGCGAUAUAUUACCAAGAGCGGCAGGGUCACGUUGGGUGACAGGAAUGUGGUGGUUUUUCGCCCUCAUAGUGACUGCGUCUUAUACAGCUAACAUGUCAACAUUUUUGAGUAACAGUCGACGUGAUAACGAAAUAAAAGAUGUCAAAGAACUUUCAGAACAAAACGAAGUUUCAUACGGUGUUCUUAUUAAUGGUUCAACCUACAACUUUUUCGAGAAUUCAAAUGAUUCGGUAUAUCAGAAGAUUUGGACUGUAAUGAAGUCUGCCAAGCCAACAGUGUUUACCAAUAACAAUGAUGAAGGCAGAGAUCGAGUGGUAAGAAGUAAAGGAAACUACGUCUUUUUCAUGGAAUCUACAGCUAUCGAGUAUUACAUGCAGAGGAAUUGCGAUUUGAAAAUGGUCGGCUCUAAACUAGAUUCUAAAGACUAUGGCAUCGCUUUACAUAAAAAUUCUCCCUACAAAAGGCUAGUAGAUAAUGCUAUAUUAGCUCUACAAGAGACAGGAGAUCUACUGUCAUUGAAAAAGAAAUGGUGGGAGAGUGAUGUUAAAGAAGGAAAUUGUGAGAAAUCUACGAACGAAGCAGAAGAUAAUGGUUCAUUACAAAUGAAGAAUACCAGUGGAAUAUUUUUAGUAUUGGGUUUCGGAGGAAUUUUAGGUUUCUUUGUGGCGAUAAUUGAUUUCUUAUUACACGCGCGACAAAUUUCUGUGAAAGAAAAGGUGACAUUCAAAGAGGCUCUGCUGAGUGAGUGGCGUGCGUCGCUGGAUCCACGCGUGCUGCACAAACCUGCCGCUCCUCCGCGCUCCGCGCCACCUUCAGUGACUCCCUCCCCGCGCCGCGAACGCUCUCAGUCCCGAGCCGUCUCCGUGCUCAGAGCUGCUACAUCCUUUAUCAAUUUUGAUGAGAUUUAUUAAUCUCGAUAUACAUGUCAUCACAAUAUUUUUAUAUAUAGUACUAGCUGUCGUCCGCGACUCCGUCCGCGUGGAUAUAUAAAUACUUGAUAUAUAGAUAAGUAAUGAAAAGCAGCUCUUCAAGGCA